GGAGCUGCAGGGUCGUCGGAGGACUCGCCUGAGUGCGCGGUGUGCUUGUCCAAGGUCGAGGAAGGCGACCAAGUCAGGGAGCUGGCAUGUCGCCACGUGUUCCAUAGAGUUUGUCUCGACAGAUGGUGUCAGUCGUCGCUCACAAGGAGGCGCCCCACGUGUCCACUCUGCCGCCGUUCCUUGACCUGCAGGGGGAGCUCAGCGGCGGCGGAACCGCCGGAAGUGCUGCUCUUCGAUUUCGCUAGCUUCGUGUCCUCCGAUCGUGACACCAGGGACACUUGGUGGCUCCGCUAG
Molecule: messenger RNA, 294 nt
Organism: Linum tenue
Lineage: Eukaryota; Viridiplantae; Streptophyta; Magnoliopsida; Malpighiales; Linaceae
Source: the annotation of a GenBank genome assembly